UUUUGUUUCUUUUCCUCGAAUUUUGUGUGACAUGUGACAUGGAAAUUUUUCUUGUGUGAAAAUGUGUAGAAAAUACUAAAGAAAAUCUACUGAAUGGUUGUACCACUAAAAAAUAAGGGAAAAAUUGGAAGGAGAACGAAAGGGUCUCAACAUUAUGAUAAUUUACAACAAUCAGCGGAACUAGCUAAACAACAACACAAUAAACAACCUCUAAAGGAUACAACAAACACUAGUCCAGAUACCGGUACUAAACAGACAACACCCAACAAUAAUACCCAACAAGUAAACGGUAUCAACAAUUCAAACAGUAAUACAAUUACAUCAUCAACAAUUACAACAACAACGUCAAAUAAUUUACAACAAUCACGUAACAACAACAAUAAUACGAAUGGUGAAGUUGUGACAGUUGAUUCAUCAACAAACAAUAAUUAUCAUCAACAGAACAAUCAAAGUGGAGGUAGUGGCAGUGGUGGUGCUAAAGAUUCACUACAGUGUUUAGAGACAUUAGCUAAAAAGACUGGUAUCAAUAUUGAUGAAUUUAAAUAUGAUGCUGCCAAUACCUUGUUGAAUUUAGAACGGGGUUACGAUCGUAUUCAUUCGAAUAACAAUCAAAUUAAUUGUAGUCAGGCGCAGCAACAGAUCAAAAUUGAGCAACAUAUUACGACCACAAUGAGUGAUAUUAAGCAACAACAGAUGGUUGACGCAAAUCAACAAGCAGCAGCUCAACAACAACAGCAAUUACAGCAACAAGCUGCGGCUGCUGUACAACAGCAACAGCAACAACAAGCGGCUCAACAGCAAGCCGCUCAUGAUGCUGCUCAACAGCAAGUACAAGCUGCACAGCAGCAAGCUGUACAACAAGCGGCCGCGGCUGCUGGCCAAGCAAUAGUACCAGCUCAAAGCCCACAACAUUUAUCACAAGUAACAGUUGUCUCUUCGGGGGCACAACCUACAAAUAUGGGCCCACCGCAACAGGUGCAAGUUAUACAACAACCAUUACAAAAUCCAACAACAUAUCUGCCUCAACUUUACAACACACAGGGUCAAUUAUUAAUGCAUGGCAAUAUUGCAUUACAUCCUACGGGUAUCAAUACUCCACAACAGAUACAGGUUAUCACAGCAGGUAAACCGUUUCAAGGAAAUCAAUUGGCACCACAUAUGUUAACGACUGCGCAAGGGAAGCAAGUUCUUCAAGCUAGUCAAGGAGCUACGUUUCCCGGCUACACGACAAUUCCAACAAUUCCCACAACACAGAAUCAACAAACGUUAGUAUUUAGUCAAUUAGGAGUCAUUAGUUCGCAACCUAAUAUCCUACCUGCAAAUUCUUCUGGCAAUACAUUACAACAGCAAAAAUCACAAGAAAUGCAUAAAGUAAUGGGCGGACAAAAAAUGGUACAGAAAGUGACAGGAGGUACGCAGGUCACAACUCAACAACAGCAGGGGCAAUGUGUACAAGUAUCACAAGCAAUGCUUAACACGCAACCAACGGCACAAAUUAUUAGUCCAUUACAGGCUGGUGGACAACCAAUGCAAUUUGCACCAUGGCAAUUUGGUAGUGCAUUACCACAAGUAUGGACCACAGGUGGUUUACAAUCCCAAGCGCUUUUAGCACCAAAUCCAAUAUUUAUACGUGGUACACAACCUGAUGGAACUUCUGGAAUGUUCAUUCAACAUAGUCCACAAGCAACCACCACAAUACAAACACAACAUAAUGCAGCGCUUGCUGCUCAGGGUAAUAUGCAACAAAUGGGUAAACCAAGAGCUGGUAUGGAAAAUAUUCAACCGAAACAAUCACGUCCAUUAUCAAAUAUUUUACCAUCGAAUGCGAAUAUACGUCCUGCAAGUUCAGUAUCGACACAAACUGGUGGACAGAUACAAGGACAAGUUAAUAUGAAACAAACCGGUGGUAAAGUACGAACAAAAGGACCAGCAGGUGUUCGAACAUCACCCGCUCCAAAUAAUGCACAAAAAGCUGAUGCCGCAAAUCAAACAAAAGCCACUCAGCAACAACAGCAACAGCAACAACAACAGCAAACAAUGACACAACAUCAAAUUGGUGGUAAUAAUUAUAGGAUGUUAAUCAUGAAUACCCCAACGGGGAUGACAAUGACCCCCGGCUCACCAAUGUCUGCUGAAAAGGCUCAACAAAUUGUUGCACAAAAUAAUAAAGCGAUACAACAGCAACAGCAGCAAUUACAGCAACAACAACAGCAGCAACAAGCAAUGCAACAGCAAAUACAGCAACAGCAACAGCAAAUUGCUAUGCAAAUACAUCAACAGCAACAGCAGCAGGCACAACAACAGCAACAGCAACAACAACAGCAGCAGCAACAGCAGCAACAACAGCAACAACAACAAGCACAGGCGCAGGCGCAAGCACAACAGCUACAUUUUCAACAACAGCAACAACAACAGAGUCAACAACCGCAACAUAUACAGCCGAAACCUAUGAUGAGUAUGGCAAUUUCUGGAAUGCAACAACAGCAACUUCAAGUAUCUGGUGAUAGACCCAUUAUGCCAGUUGUGUCAAUGCCCCAAGCCAUUCCACAACAGCUACAAGCAACAUCGAUACAGCAAACAAUGCAACAAAUUCCAUUACAACCAAAUUUGGCCGUAUCUCAACAGACAAUGUCAAUGCCAAUGCAACAAAUUCAUCCGCAAUUAACGUCAAUGGCAGCGCCUGAUGCAAUACAAAUUGGUCAAAUUCAACCUACCCAACAACUACAAACACAGCCAACUCAAAAUACCGUACCGCCAGUUGCUCAAAGUCCUACACAAAUGCCAACAGCUCAACAACAAGUCAAUCAUGCUUUAACUGCUCCACAACAAAUUGCAACACCAAAUUCCGUAUCACUUAUAGCACCAACGAAUUCAACCCCGUUAACAACACCAACUCAAACAACACUAACACAAGCAGCGCCAGUUGUAUUAGCAACGUCACAACAAAUUACCCAACCACAAAAUGUGGUUACACCACAAGUACAAACUCCUGCCACACAAUUACCCGUACAACAAGCGACUGCAACUCAAGUAGCACCUGCUGUGGCUAUGACACAACCAAUGCCUGCUAUUGAAGUAAAACCAGAAUCAGCGAUUACAGAAACAUUGUCAUCGUCAACAACCGGUGUUGAUACAAAAGAAGAUAUCAAACCAGUACUAAAUACCACAAUUGAAUCAACGACGCCAAUACUGCCCGUCCAAUUACCUCAACAACAAUCAGCGACCGUUGCGCCACUACCUGCAGCCGGCCAAACUCUUCCUGCUCCAAUAACAAACGGUACACUAACUACAACACCUCUUGUGGGUGAUACUGCAAUAACAAAUGGUGGAACUAGUAUUGCAAUAGCAGCACCCACUGUUCAACCAACGACACAACCUCCACAAACAACCUUACCCACGAUAGAGGAUGCAAAAGAAAAAGCACCACCGCCAAAAGCAAUGGUUAAACCACAGGUAUUAACACAUGUGAUAGAAGAUUUUGUUAUACAAGAGUCGUCAGAACCAUUCCCUGUAUCACGACCGGGUGUUACAAAUGAUUUGAAAACAAGUCAUGCAAAUGAUAAAGAUUUAUCAGACGAACCUCCACGUAAAAAGCAUGCUGGCAAUAAUAACUUGUAUCCAAAAGGUGAUAUGGCUAAAUGUGAAUUAUGUGGAACAAUUGAUUUACGAGCGAAGUUCAAGAAGAAUAAACGAUUUUGUUCGAUGGCUUGUGCGAAAGGACAAAAAUCGAAUAAAAAUGACAAGAACAAAGAUGGAAAACUGUGGAAUAAUUCUGGUAAAGAUGAGAAUAUGGAUGUAGAUGAUUCAACGGCAUCUGGUGCUGAAAGUAGUUUAUCACCGUCUGAAGCUCCUGAUGCGCCACAAGAUACUGAAGAUAGUACGGGAAGCGAUCUUACGCCAAGAGUUAAUCCACUUGAAUGGACGGUAACGGAUGUAUGUAAUUUCAUAAAAAAUUUACCAGGAUGUUCCGAUUAUGUGGAUGAUUUCCAUUUACAAGAAAUCGAUGGUCAAGCGUUAAUGUUAUUGAAAGAAGACCAUUUAAUGAAUGCAAUGGGUAUGAAAUUAGGACCCGCAUUAAAAAUCGUAGCGAAAAUCGAUGAUAUGCGUAUUGAUAAGGAACAACCAAAACAAUAG
Molecule: messenger RNA, 4134 nt
Organism: Chrysoperla carnea
Lineage: Eukaryota; Metazoa; Arthropoda; Insecta; Neuroptera; Chrysopidae
Product: polyhomeotic-proximal chromatin protein-like
Exons: 15
Coding region: 94-4134 (1346 amino acids)
Cellular component (GO): nucleus
Molecular function (GO): protein binding; zinc ion binding
Source: RefSeq, a predicted model, not a curated record